AUGGAUCUGCGGGGGCUGGUGGAGGACAUGAGGACAUUUGCCCCACAUGGAGUUUCCUUCGAGGUCUUUGCGGCCUCACUCGGGUGGGAUGCUGCCGCUGAGCUGGGAGUCGACAAGUACAAGCGGCGGAAGAAGCACAAGAUCGUAAGCUCCUCUGAGGGCGACCACACCAGCAGAGCAAUUCAUCCCCUCCCAGCUGCCAGCAACCUCCAGCAUGACGCUCAUCCCACGCUGAGUGCAAAGACGCCAAGAUCAGUCACGUUUGAAGAGGCGAGGAGAGAGAAGAGUGGGGAGCAGGGAGGGCGAGAAGGCUCCUUGCACUUCUUUGCCGACUGGAAGGGAAAGAGGCUCAAGCCAAGCUCGCAUCGAUCCCGAGUGAAUCCCUCCUUGGAGGCAGUGGAGCCGGUUGAGAGGUCAGCAAGGCGGGAGCCCUUCAAAGACAAGCUGAGAAUGUACGAGAAGCUCCAGCUUAAGCUCCAGCACAGCAUCGACUCUCUCUCAGACCAGCCCCAGCUGAGCCGCGACCAAGACAAGCGGAGCUUUCAUGGAGAAGGGGAAGAAGAAAAGGAGGGGAGAGCUCCUGCUCCUGCCCCUCAGCUCUCGGGCAAAGCUGCGGCAUUUUCAGAGCGACUGGCAGCUCUUGACAAGAGCAUCUUCGAUCAUCAGAUGGAGAAGAACGCGCUGGUGCGCGAGCGACAAGACCUGCACGCUCAGAUCCGUCAGAUGAAUCAGCUGCAACAGCAGACGCAAGUGGAGAUGCAAACUCGAAUCGCCGAGCAGUUUGGCACGACGAUGAAGGAGACAUUCUCACAGAUCAAGGAGGUGUUGUUUGAGCUGCAGCGAAAGGACAAGAGCCCGAGGAUGAAAGACUUGCAGACUCUGACCCGCGAGUUUGAAGCGAAGCUGAGACGAGAGCUGCUGCCCUUUGCCAACGUGGCGCCGCAAGCAGAGGGAAGAGAAGCUCAUAAGCAUGACACUGUGAUCUCAGUCCACCUCGAGACGGAAGGAGAAUGGCCAGGCAAUCAGUUCUACCAACGAUUGACCUCUGCCAUCCGAUCUCUCGACCAGAAGCUUGACAUGCCUGAGCAGCAUCUCAUCUCUGACGACGCUGAUGUUCAACACGACGCCUUCUUGCUCGCCAUCUGCAACUCAGUGCAGUACAACCCCAUCCUCACGUGGUUCGCAGUCGAUCGAGACGACGAGCCUCAUGGAGGGUCUGUAGGGAGGCUGGCAAGGCUGGACCCGCUCCAUGGCGAGGACUUCGUCGACUCCUUCUUGCUCCAGCUCUUGAUCGCCACCAGACUCCACCAGCUGUCAGUCAGUCGCUCUCCUCCCUCUGCUUCCCUUCUCCGCACCGUCAUGCCCAUCGUGUUCGGCGGCGAUUCGCCUAAAGGCACGAGCGGCAGCUUCGAGGGAAUCUCCAAGGAGAAACUCCAGCUGCUGUCCAACAAGCCCUCCAUAGAGACCAUGAAGGUCGCGGCUCAGCUUCUGCAUCGGGGAGGCUUCUCAACUCCUGAGCGCUUCUUGCGCCUGUCGGUCCGCGAGGUCGUCGCCAACUUCCUCGAGCUGGCGGCUCCCAGCCUCUCCCGUCAUGCUGACCAGCAGCUCGCCGUGCUCGAGGCCGCCUCCCUCAUCAUCACAGCCGCGCGAGCUGAGAAAAGUGCCUUGAGGGCCCUGGAAGCUCAGGAGCAGCUGCUGGAGCUGCAGGACAAGAGAGAAGAGGACGAGGAGCCGAGAGAAGCGCUGGGAGAAGAGCUGAGGGCUCAAGAAGAGCAAGCGGACAUCUCUGAAAUCGUGCAGAGCAAGCACGAGAAGCUGAGACGAUCAGAAGAGUAUAAGAAGUGGAAGAAGACCAGUCAAGGCUUGUUCGAGACCCUGCUCUCCUCCCUCCAGUGUUCAGACGUUGAAGCCAAGACCAACCUUGCCUUGACCUCUAGAGGACUCACUCUCGACGCUUCCCCGGCUACUUCUGUUGUUCAACUCCAGGCCCGCGCGUCUGGUCCAACCUUGAAAGCUGGCAGGAAGGCCUUCAGCUACCUGGAUAAGAAGAGUCUUGUCCAUAGCUUCAGGAGCUGGAGGGCUCGAGCUGGCGAGCUCCUUCAAGUUCGAGCAAGACACGAAGGCUUGUUUCUCUCCUCCAUAUUCGCUGCCUGGAGCCAUCGCGUGUCUGACCAACUGUCGGUGGCUCGAGCGACGCUAGACAAGAUCAAGCUGAGAAAGUGCGUCAACGCCUGGCAGAGCCUCCGCGACGCAGGCGAAGAAGAAGUUGCUGCUUCCCCAACUGGAGAAGUCCCAGCAGACCCCCAACAGCUGGAUUCGGUCCUGCACAUGCUGGAGGCGGCGAUAGUGGAGACUCACGAGAAGCACUCGAAGCUGCUCAAGAUGACGGGGAUGGAUCGCCUGUUCGAGCGCGUCUCCUCCCCUGCUUGUCAGUCGCUGCAUGACGCGGGCAUCUCAGACGUCGACUCGCUGUGGCGACGAGGGAUGGGGGAGGACGGCUUCAGCGAAGUCAAGCUUCUGCGCGAGCUCGAGGAGAUCGGAGUGGGGGAGGAGGAUGCGAAGGUGAUCAAAAGCUAUCUAGCCGAGCAAGGGGAGCGACCAGCCCCGGAGGACUUCGGGAAGAGAAGAGAUCGCAUGCUCCAAGAGAUGGCAGCCCUUGGGCAGAAGCUCCAGCAGAAGCACAUCCAGCUAGGCGGGGCUGACAAGCCGCCGGGACCUGGAGAGAAGGUGGAGGGAGAUGGGACGCUGAAGCAGGUGAUGAAAGACUUGCUGCACACGCUCAGAGCUCCUGCCCUACCCGUGAAAGAAGAUGACCAGAAUUUGGGGGAGGAUUGGAACGAGGCGGGGGAGAGGGGAGAAGCAGGGAAGGAGGGGGAGGGGAAGGGGGAGGGGGAGGAGGAGGAGGAUGGGGAGGAGGUUUCAAAGGAUCAGGUCAUUCGCAAUCGCGACACGAAGGAGUACAUUCGAAAGCUGAGGGAUGAAGACGCGGCGAACAGAGCUGUACUCAACCUGCUCAACCUGCGACACCCAGCAGACUCUGAGCAAGAGAAGGAGCAAGACGCUGACGGACAGGAGGUGCGCAGACGCUUCGAGGAGAGUCAGGUUGAGCUCGCCAAGAUGAUGCAGCAGUACCUACGAGCCAUGGAGCGAGCUCGUGACCUCCUCCAAGAGCCUCCGCCUCCAGCUGACCCGCCGUCCAUCCCCUCUGCCACCAAGACUCAGGCUGAGCUGGAGGCGCUCAGGCUGGCCGAGGACAUGAAAGAGAGGACGCGACAGGCGGAGUACCUGGAGCAGGAGAACGUGCUCCUGCGCGAGCACAUCCGAAGCCUCCGUCAGGGAACCUCGAGGGGACGCGAGGCUGAUGCGGCUGCUGCCUCCCAUUGGUCUGCUGCCUUGGCUGACCCUGAGCUCGCUCACAAGUACAGCGAGUACGCCGAGAGUGAUGGGGAGGAGCGCGCUCGAUACCUGAGACAUGCGCUCGAGGAGGCGGAGCUGAGUAGCGUGAGGGCUGAGCAGCGUUUGGAGGAACAAGGGAAGAGACUGGCGUGGGAGCUGAAGGGAGACACAAGCGAUGUCUGCUGCCGCUCAAGCGUGUUUGAGGACAUGCUCGAUCAUAAGAUCGCCACUACAAGACGAGAAAUCGAAAAGAAAAUGGAGGACGCGAGCAGCAAACUCCAAGAUAUUGAAGACAGUCUGACGGAAGUUGAAAAACAGCUGUCAACUUUUGAUAAGCAAGAAAGCAGAGCAGACAGGAAUCAAGUCAAGAUUGGACUUGAAGAUCCACACAAGUCAAGACUGGAGAUGAGAAGGAAACGACUGUCAGAGCAGCGAGACGAAGUGACGAGGGAGAUGUCACACUUGGAGGUUGAGUAUAAUGAAUCAGACCUGAGGGCUGAGCUGCGGCGAAUCGAAGAGCACAAGGAGAAGGAGGUGCACGCUGUGAAGGAAGAGAUCGAGUCCUUGAUGAAGCUGGAGGCGCAUCUCGAGGACCCCGAGGCUCAGGAGAGGCUGCAAGAGCUGCAAGACAAGGCGAGGCGAGUGGAGGAUGCUUGGAGGUUGAGGUAUCACAUGCGAAUGAAAGAGAUCGAGAUCGAGCUGCUCAAUGAGAAGAGAAAGGAAGAAGAGCUGCUGCUACGCCAAGAGAUGGAGCAGAGUCAAAGCUCGCACAAGAGCAUGGCGGAGGAGGUGCAGGAGGAGUUGUCGAGGAACUUGAGAGAGAUGCAGCUCUCUGUGAACCAGACAGCCCGAGGCCGCUGCCGUCCUGACGUGCUUGCGGCGAUGAGCGGAUACCAGAAGCUGCGAGGCGUCGUUAGCAAACAUCGGCUCGCGAUCAAAACAGCGGAGCUUGCAAUGCACAAGAAAAAUUUGGAAGAGAUGAAAGAGAAAGAAAACAAAGCCAAUCAAGCAGAGAGAGAACGGCAAGAUGCUGCAGAUCUUGCAAAGGAGCGCGCCACAAGAGAGAUGGUCUUGAGAGAAAAGAAGCUGCGCGAAAUGACAGCAUCUCUCAACGUGAAGAAAGAAGAAUUGAAAGAUUCUUUCGCGCAAAACUUGAUGAUAGCCGAGAAAGCAUGUGGGGAGACAGAUGACUUUGUGAAGAUGUGCUUCUCGCGACCCGAGCAGUCGGUGACGCACGUGCGAUCGUUGUUGAAGGAGAUGAGGAAGGAAGAGAAAGAGCUGGAGGGCGCGCUGAACGAGGAGGAGCAGGCGGCCUUCAAGCUGGAUGAGAAGAAGGCUCUUCUCGCCUCCAUCCACGAUGCUGUGAACAAGUCAGAGGCGAAGCUGCAGGAGGAGCUCAACGCGCUGAGCAAAGACCUGCAGAGCAGCUUGAGGGCCAACGUGCGAGCGAUGGGGGCGGACGAGCUGAGCAACAUGUGGGCGUUGAAGGACAAGAGUACCAUGAUGGCUGCGAGAGCAGAUGACCUGCGGUCCCUCCCCGACUAUCAAAGCUGCAUCUCCAAGACCUUGUCGCUGGCAGAGGAGAAGUUCCGGCAAUCCUGGGCGAAACUCUCCCCGAAGCUCGAAGACGCUGUCGUCAGUGCCCUCGUGCAUAGCGAUCUCAGCGUGGACAGCGCCGACGCCGCCCUCAAGGCAGGCGACAUCGGCAAGGCAGUGAAGGAGCUUCAGAAAGCUGAGCUGGCCAUGGAGAAGGCGAGGAUGGCGAAAGCUCGAUGA
Guillardia theta CCMP2712 is the source of this 5172-nucleotide messenger RNA. RefSeq lists its product as hypothetical. The record is from RefSeq and is a predicted model, not a curated record. NCBI's taxonomy places the organism in Eukaryota, Cryptophyceae, Pyrenomonadales, Geminigeraceae. The coding region runs from base 1 to 5172 and encodes 1723 amino acids. The transcript is spliced from 10 exons.